Sclerotinia sclerotiorum 1980 UF-70 is the source of this 1251-nucleotide messenger RNA. RefSeq lists its product as hypothetical. The record is from RefSeq and is a predicted model, not a curated record. NCBI's taxonomy places the organism in Eukaryota, Fungi, Ascomycota, Leotiomycetes, Helotiales, Sclerotiniaceae. The coding region runs from base 1 to 1251 and encodes 416 amino acids. The transcript has a single exon.
AUGGCGUACCCACUCAAAUGCGUUUCGGAAGAGCUCGGUCGCCUAGAAAAGAAAUCUCUUGCGCUCGCCCCAGCUAAUAAAUAUCUGGAAGACCUUAUUCAGAAUUAUUCCAGUAAUUUCCCAGCCAAAGAAGCAAAAACAGUCCACAAGCCUCAUGGUGAAGGUCUUCACGUACUUCUCACCGGAUCGACGGGCUACCUAGGAUAUUACCUUCUUAAAACUCUAAUUGCCGACUCCAAUGUCGCAAAGAUUCUAUGCUUUAACCGUGGUUGGACGGAACCGAGAAACAAUUCCAUAGAAGAAUCCGGUGGCUUAGACGGAGCGGCCAAGGUCCAGUUUGUCAAAGUAUCUUUUGGUGAACCAAGAUUUGGCUUGACUCCUGCCGUUCAUCAAAGCUUUCUUGAUACCGUUGAUGUUAUCAUACACAAUGCUUGGCCGGUCGAUUUCAAUUUAUCGAUCAAGUCUUUCGAAAAGAUUCACAUUGCGGGUAUUCGAAAUUUCAUAGAUUGGUCCAUAUUAUCCCCGCGCAAAGUCACAAUCCAAUUUGUGAGCUCUGUAGGGUCAUUUGGGAACUGGUCAUCUUUUCGGCCCAAAACACCUGUGUCCGAGGAGGUAUUCACCGAUGGCGAUUUGCCAACGCUAGGCUAUGGUCAGUCCAAGUUCGUAGCAGAGAAUAUACUGAACAACGCUGCAAAGCAACGCGGUAUCUCAAUUGAUAUAUUGAGAUGUGGACAACUUAGUGGUCCAGUUGGUGACGGAAAGAAGAAGUGGAACACUCGGGACUGGUUUCCAAUCUUGAUGCAAACUUCCAAAGCUCUAGGAUUGAUACCAAGUAAUCUUGGAGCACAGAAUCUCGUGCAGUGGAUUCCAAUUGAUAGUGUAUCACAAAUUAUCAUUGAGUUGAUGCAGGGAAGUGGUACGAGAGAAGGCUCGACAACUUUCAAUCUCAUUAAUCCCGCAUCUGCUUAUUGGACGGAUCUUCUUCCUACGGUCAAAGAUGUACUCGAGGUUACCAAAGAAGUUUCAUUGAAGGAUUGGCUCAAAGAACUCAAGAAACAUGAUGAUAAAUCAAGAGAGGAACUCGAGAAAUUUCCGGCACUUAAACUUUUGAACUUUUUUGAAUGGGUAGCUAGUGAGGAGCAAUUGGUUAUAACUACUGAUAAUGCGAAAGCUGCGAGUGCUUCGUUUAGGGAAUUGAGUCCAAUUAGCAAGGAAAUGGUUGGAGGAUGGGUGAAGGAUUGGGGAUUUUAA